Molecule: messenger RNA, 1357 nt
Organism: Drosophila albomicans
Lineage: Eukaryota; Metazoa; Arthropoda; Insecta; Diptera; Drosophilidae
Product: zinc finger HIT domain-containing protein 2
Exons: 2
Coding region: 111-1295 (394 amino acids)
Source: RefSeq, a predicted model, not a curated record
GGCUCACACGCGUUCUAUUUGUGAGUUUAUCUGGCAACGCAUAAAAAUCAGCUGUUACCGGCGUUAGUUAUUGUUGUGCUAACGUUUAGAAGACGCGCUUUUAAAUUAAGAUGACGGAAUCCACAGAAACUUGCCACUUCUGUAAAGAGACGCCUUUCAAGUACACCUGCCCCAAGUGCAAUGCGCUUUACUGUAGCGUUGCUUGCUACAAGUCCAAACCUCAUUUGAAGUGUUCCGAGGAGUUCUAUAAGGCGUGCAUACAGGAUGAGCUGGCAAGUGCCACAACGACACCCGAGAGUCAGCAGGACAUGCGCAAGAUAUACGACAUAUUAAAGCGAAUGCGCGCAUCAGAUGCCGGCUUUAAACCAGAGGAUUUCGAUGCGGAUGGUCUGGACAAUCCUUUGGACUCGGAUGACGAACAGCAGGAAGAGGAUGGGGAUGAAAAUGAGGGAGAUGGCGAUGAUAUUGACCCAUCGUUGGCAGAAGAAGUUGUCGAGGAUGAUGAGGAUAUUGCGGCACGUUUGAAAGGCAUCGAUAUCAACGAUGCCGACGAGGUCUGGAGCCGUUUAACAAUGGAAGAGCAACAGGAAUUCCAAAAGCUAAUUGCCAGUGGCGAUAUUAUGAAACUGAUGCCCGAUUACAAACCCUGGUGGUCCAAGCCAAAGAAUUCUAAGAUUGUGGUCAUCAAUGCGCCAACAGAACAACAAUUGAAUGUGCCUGAAAUUCAAGAGAAUAUUCCGAAAUUCACAGACAUCUGCAAGAAGACCCCAUCGCCUUGCCUCCACUAUAAUCUGUGGAACAUAUUGAGCGCCUAUGCGUGCAUAGCACGUUUCUUUGGCGGCGAACAACGCACGAAUGCGAGUGAAGCCGUCGCCCAUUUGGUCAAUCUCAGUUCCACGUUGAAGUAUGGCACCAACUUUGAGGAUGCCGAAGAUGCCAUCAUUUCGGUAGAGAUGGAGGCAUGCACCACGGGCAAUGGACCAGCUGGAGCGGCUGCUGUGGGCAGCGCGGGAGGAGGUAACAAUUUCCUUGUGGAGAGUCGUGAUCAACUUCAGGAAGAUGCUCGGCAACUGAUGUCCACAAGAAAUAACAAAUUAUCAGCCUUGAGCGAUAUACUUUAUUUGUUACAGUCUACGAAAGCGUUGAGUAAACGUAAAAAUCCGGAGGAAGCUGCAUUUCAAAAGGUUUUUGCACUAGCCAGUGGAAGUGUUGAAUUAAAUCGAACGAAACUCACGCAACUUGUAAAGAAAAUUGAGUUCAUGCUGUCGUAUGUGACAAGGGAGGAGAUUCUGUGAAAUUUCUGCCAAACCAAAUCUAAAUUGUAAAAGCAUAUUUGUUAUAAUAAACUGUAUUCUUU